Messenger RNA from Suillus fuscotomentosus, 1925 nucleotides. RefSeq names its product cytochrome P450. The record is from RefSeq and is a predicted model, not a curated record. The transcript has 14 exons. Gene Ontology annotation, molecular function: iron ion binding; heme binding; monooxygenase activity. The coding region runs from base 229 to 1827 and encodes 532 amino acids. Lineage: Eukaryota; Fungi; Basidiomycota; Agaricomycetes; Boletales; Suillaceae.
UCACAGCCACAGAUAUCAUACUCCGACUGUUUGGACCCUGUGAAGCUACAUAGAUCGGUCCGAUAUUAGCAGUUGACUAGGCCCGGUGAACCAGUUCAACCAGCUCUUUUCUUUCAUUUGAAAUUCCGCAGAUACUUACCGUUGCCAACUUCACUGAUGGGCCCUGAUGCAGACGCCACCCUGUGACUAGCAUUGGAGAGCGGGUACUGAUUCAUCUUGUCAACAGCAAUGGCUUUGUUGCAAAGCUCAACGACACUUGUCGCGGUUGUGAUACUGGCGUCUCUCUAUCUCCUACAAGUCUAUCGCCGAAAACAACGAACGACUCGGACACCCAUACGAGGACCUCAGACCCCAGGCUGGGUGUUUGGAUUCGCCAAGAUACUGUUAAAUUCCACCGCUACAACUGAACUGUACGAACGUUGGGCUAGGGAGUAUGGUACAGUGUAUAAGGUCCCGGAUAUCUUUGGACGGUCCAGGGUUAUAUUAUGGGACCCAAAAGCAAUCUCUCAUUUCUUUGCAAGAGACACAUGGUUGUAUAACCAAACUCCGUUCAGCAAGAUCGUCAUUCAAACAACGAUCGGAAGAGGAGUAUUGUGGGCCGAUGGUGAAAGUCACAAAAGGCAGCGCAAGGCUCUCAACCCCGCCUUUACCGCAGCUGCUAUUCGCAGCUUGACAUCUGUUUUCCAAUGUGCCGCUCACAAGAUAGUGAUCGCUUGGGACGGUGAGAUAGAAUUGAAUCAAAGAACUCAUUGCGCAGUAAUUGAUGUUCAACAAUGGAUGAAUCAUAUCUCACUCGACUGUGCAGGCAUAGCCCUCCUGUCCCAUGACUUCGGCGCACUCGAUGGAAAUGACUCGGACGUCGCGCACGUCCUGAAUGCAUUUGGUUCACCCGCCAAAAUUUCCAACUUGAUCAUAUUGGCACAAAACUUUCCUUCCAUCCUGAAGCUGCCAUUGCCUCGCAUGCGGUUCACCCAAAAGCUUCGCCUGAUAGUUGGCAAAAUAUGCCAGGAGAUGCUAUCACGGACGCGCAAGGAAAAGGAUACUGGCGGUGCUGAGAAGGGGGACAAAUCGUGUCUGGGUUUACUCUUGAAAGCGGAGGAAUCUGGUGAGAGCGCGGGGCUGACUCCACAAGAAGUACUAGAUGAGGCAAGCGUUCUCCUUCUCGUCAGUUUUGAGACCACUUCAGUAAGCAUGACAUGGGCUUUAGUAGAACUUGCGCAGAAUCCAGACAUACAAAAGAAGCUUCGCAACGAGUGCUUAGAGUUUGGGCCAACCCUCUCAUAUGACGACCUUACGAACAAACUUCCCUAUCUGGACGCUGUGGUAAAUGAAGUUCUUCGCCUCCACGCACCGGUCAAAGAGAUCUCGCGAUCAGCUAUGCAAGAAGACGUGAUCCCUCUCAGCGAACCCUUGCGCACAGCUGCCGGUGAUUUCACCGAGAGCAUAUGCAUCCCGAAGGGGACUGUGAUCGUGGUCCCGUUCGCUGCACUCAAUUGCUCCGUUAGCCUGUGGGGUCCUGACGCAAAGGCAUUCAGACCUUCUCGGUGGUUUGAAGGGGACGAGGGUACGCUUGGGGCCAGAGAAACCCUGCAUGGCUAUCGUCAUUUGAUGACAUUCGGCGAUGGAGCGCGGAUGUGCUUAGGGAGGCUAUUUGCGUUGGCAGAGUUCAAGGCUGUGUUGUUCGUCCUUGUGCGAAAAUUUGUGUUUGAGAUAGUGGAUGGCCCUGGAGUGCAGAUUGUAGACGGUUUGGGGACUACACCAAGGCCAAAGGUGGCUGGGAGUGACGCUGGAAGUGUGCCUCUCCAGGUGCGCCGCUAUGAAGUUUGAUUGUGGUCUGUAACUAUGUAGUAGUAUGGUAAGAAAACUGUAUGCUAACCUCGAGUCAUCCAUCUUAAAUAUAUAUGUAAAAAUAUAGGCUCAUGACU